AUGGCCCAGCACGGCUUCACCCAGUUUGGGUCUGGCCCAAAUGGCGGCCACAUCGACCCCAAUGACCUGGCCAUGUCGGGCGGAUACUCCUCCCCGUCCUUUGCCAAUACCAACUUCAACACAGCUUCCAACACCAACGGCUUCUCCAGCGGCUCUGCCGUCUUCGCCGAUGACGAGCUGCUGGAUGGCCUUCCUUCAGACGGCCAGUCCGGCCUUCAUGGCCAGGGCCAAGACUUCCAUGGCAUGAACAUGGGCUACCAAAACACCUUCCAGUCGCACCGCGGCUCUUCCCUCCAGAUCGACCCGUCACACAUCAACGGCUACUCCAACACGCCCGAUGGUGAUCCCAUCCAGAGCCCGUACGCCUACAACACCCACUACCGCGCCCUUGGCAACCCCUUGCAGUCUCCGCUGUCCUACUCGCAGUCCCCGCUGGCCGCCGCUGACAUGGCGGACGGAAACGACCCAAACUUCCUCAACGCCAAGGCGAGGGCCCGGAUGUCCCAGCAGAUGCAGAGGAAAGCCUCCAACACCAGACACCCAAUGACCCCCAAGACCAACAGCAUGCACAGCAUCCCCAUCGGCAGUGCCCAAGACUCUCCCGGCUUUGGCCCGCAGUCUCUGCGGACGGACAAGUCGCCCUCUGGCCAUUGGCUCAACACCCCCAGCGGAAGCAUUCCGGCCUCGUUCAACUCUGGCUUUUCAUCUCCCAUGCAGCCAAGCAUGGUGCAGAUCAACGAGGUCAUGAUGAAGGGGGGCACCUCCAUGCCAGCCAAGCUCGGCGUGGGCAACGCCAUGUCCACCCAGGAGAUGAAGCGGAAGCGCCGUCGCGAGUCCCACAACCUCGUGGAGCGCCGCCGCCGUGACAACAUCAACGAGAGGAUCCAGGACCUCAGCAGGCUCGUGCCCACACAUCGACUGGAAGACGAAAAGAUUCGCAAGCUCAUCUCCAACGGCACGCCCCUGUCGCCCACCCUCACCGGCGUGUCAAGCGCUACCUCUGGGCUUGCCGGACCCGGUGCCAGGAGGGCUGCCGGCGCUGGCGCUGGCAAUAUCACGACUGGCCUGCCCAUUGAAGACAAAGACAAAGGCCCCAACAAGGGCGAUAUUCUCAACGGCGCUGUCAGCUGGACGCGAGACCUCAUGUGGAUGCUGCAUCUCAAGCUGCAGCAGCAGGAGGAGCUGAUGAACACCAUUGUGGAGCUGGGCGGCACUUUGCCCUUUGAGCCGACCGACGACGAGCGCCGGAUGCAGUCCGAGCUCAUGGAUGCCAUCACCAGGAACGACACGGGAUCCUUUUCCUACAGCCGCACCUCUGGCUCAGGCCUGCGUGUGCCUCAUCACACCGACUAUCGCGGUGAGCCCACUAAUGGGUUGGGUGGCAGCCUCGACUCUGUUGGCAUUACUCCCGAGGGCAGUGGCAGCGGUGGGAUGCCUGGUGAUAUCGGAGACACUGCUCAAUUCUGGCACGACCCGGAUGACGACGCCAAUGCCCCAAUGCACUUCAAAGAGGAGGACGAGUACGACAUGGACCUUACUCAGUAG
Messenger RNA from Trichoderma reesei QM6a, 1545 nucleotides. RefSeq lists its product as uncharacterized. Lineage: Eukaryota; Fungi; Ascomycota; Sordariomycetes; Hypocreales; Hypocreaceae. Gene Ontology annotation, molecular function: protein dimerization activity; RNA polymerase II cis-regulatory region sequence-specific DNA binding; DNA-binding transcription factor activity, RNA polymerase II-specific. The coding region runs from base 1 to 1545 and encodes 514 amino acids. The record is from RefSeq and is a predicted model, not a curated record. Gene Ontology annotation, biological process: regulation of transcription by RNA polymerase II. The transcript has a single exon.